CAUCAAAACAGUGUAAAGCUGCCGCCAUUAACGAAACAUCGGAGAGAGAGAGAAUGAACAUCGUUGGAUUGAGCAAACGUUUCUUCUCCGAUCGUCGUUCUCUUCACGGGAUCAACAAUGCUCUCGUCCAAACUGUGUUAUCCGGUCGGAAACCUAUUCUGGGAUUCUCCGGCCGAUCGUUUCACGAGCUGCGCAAGGCUGGGAAUUUCGUAGUCCCUCGCGUCUUCUCCGUGUCGCGAAAUCUAUCGACGAACGCUUCGUCUCCUUCGAAACAGCCUGCGUUUCUGCGAUGGUAUUUGAGAAAGCUCGAAUCACACCCUUUCGUGACUAAGAGCGUCACUACUUCCCUUAUUUAUAUGGCCGCCGAUCUCACUUCUCAGAUGAUCACAAUGCCGCCCGCUGGUUCUUUUGACCUGAUAAGAACAGCUAGAAUGGCUAGCUUUGGGUUGAUAUUUCUUGGGCCGUCACAGCAUCUGUGGUUCAGUUAUCUUUCUAAAAUAUUGCCAAAGCGCGACGUGUUGACAACCUUUAAGAAAAUAAUGAUGGGGCAGGUUCUUUUCGGACCUUGUAGCAACACUGUCUUCUAUUCUUAUAAUGCCAUUUUACAAGGUGAAAAUUCUGACGAAAUUUUGGCGAGAUUGAAGCGAGAUCUUCUGCCAACUUUGAGAAAUGGACUUAUUUAUUGGCCGGCCUGUGAUUUUGUUACAUUUAAGUAUGUGCCAGUUCAUCUACAGCCACUGAUGAAUAGCUCGUGCGCUUAUAUAUGGACGAUUUAUUUGACAUAUAUGGCAAACCAGACGAAAGCUGACAGCUGAAAUAAUGGACACUGUUAUUGGUCACACGCAAUUCGCAAUCUCUUUAUUCCAUUGAACCGUCAAGUAAACAUCAGAUAUUAGUACUAGUAGGUUUGUUUUUUGUGUUUACAAUUCAGCAACAGUAUCUCAUAGAUAUGGACAUAAAAAUGUAUGGAUUUUGAAUUUUUUUUAUCCAAGCAUAUAUUUCUAAGAAAGUUCCAUCACAAAUAUUGCCAACAUGGGCUUUGCCAUCUUCUUUUUCUCUACAUCCAAUUUGUUGGAGCAAAUGGAUCAUGAAGUGAAGGUAGCCGUUGGAUUAAUUAAGAGCUUUAGAGCCAUUAGAUUUGGAAGUUUGAUUCAGUCUUUGUUUGUUUGGUUUUAGUGUCUGUAAUGGGACCGAGUAUAUAGGCUCACGUCUGUUGCUCUAUUUCCACUAGCGUCAGUUUCGUUUGCAGUUUGUUUCUUGUUUUGUAAGACUAUUUAUAGUCAUAUCUUUCUUUUGAAUGAAGUACGUUUUCAGCAUUAA
This is a messenger RNA of Camelina sativa (false flax), 1320 nucleotides long. RefSeq lists its product as uncharacterized. NCBI's taxonomy places the organism in Eukaryota, Viridiplantae, Streptophyta, Magnoliopsida, Brassicales, Brassicaceae. The record is from RefSeq and is a predicted model, not a curated record. Gene Ontology annotation, cellular component: cytoplasm; membrane.